CUGUGACAGGUACGCACCACUUGUAACUUGUUGGGAGCAAUGGCCGACAAGGUGACAACGUCAGCACUAUGGGUAUCGGACUACAUUUCCCGUCAUCCUCGACGCUUCCGGGGCGCGUGCUCCCCGCCCACGGUCUGUACGCGUGCGCUGAGCCGGCCGGCCAACAUGGCGACCUUCGUGGAGAUCCUGAGAAGCGAGUUCCCGCAGCUGGACGCCGAGCUUUUCCAAUACGUGACCGAUGUUCUUGACAGUGGACGGUCAGACUUUGAAUCAGAGAAUGACUUGUUUGACGCAGUGGGGGAACUGCUGCAAGAUGUGUCGGGAGAUACCAAAGAUGAUGAGGACAUUAAAGACAUCUGUCUCAGGAUGUACAGAACAAUGCGUAUGGAGAAUCAUCAGGUCCCUUCACAAUCACAGGUGCUACUGGAUGCUCCAAUCCAACUCUCCCAAAUUACUGACUACGAUGUUGACCCUCAGAUCUUGAACGUGUUGCUGAUGAAAAAGGACCAGUCUUCGACUGUUAAUGUGAAGAAGUUGGAAAGGGCAGAAGCCAAACUGAAGUCAAAACAAGAAAAGCGGUCUGAACGGGACUCGCAGAAAGUCGGUGGUAAUGUAGUAAUGGAAGAGGCUUCAGCCAGUCAAGCUGGUAGUAAGAAGGAGAAUCGAAUAGAAUCCAGUGGCAAGAACAAGUCAUAUGACAUCCGAAUCGAGAACUUUGAUGUGUCUUUUGGAGAGAGGGUCCUGUUAGCAGGUGCUGAGUUGCAUUUAGCAUCAGGUCGGCGAUAUGGUUUAGUGGGCAGAAACGGUCUGGGUAAAACAACGUUAUUGAAGAUGCUUGCUAGUCGCAGCCUUCGUGUUCCCUCGCACCUCAGCAUUCUACACGUGGAGCAAGAGGUGGCCGGAGAUGAAACACCAGCUCUACAAAGUGUGUUGGAGUGUGAUACAUUACGUGAGAGUCUACUGCAAGAGGAGAAAGCACUUAAUGCACGGAUCAGUGCGGGAAAGGGUGACGGUUCAGAGACUGCCCGCCUGUCGGAGAUCUACAGCAAACUAGAAGAAAUUGAGGCUGACAAAGCCCCUGCCAGAGCCUCUGUGAUCCUUGCUGGGUUGGGAUUCAAACACUUUAUGCAACAGCAACUGACCAAGGAGUUCUCUGGUGGAUGGCGCAUGAGGUUGGCUUUGGCCCGGGCCUUAUUUGCCAGGCCUGACCUGCUAUUGCUGGAUGAACCUACAAACAUGUUGGAUGUACGAGCCAUCCUAUGGUUGGAGAACUACUUGCAGACCUGGCCAUCCACUAUCCUAGUUGUUUCCCAUGACCGUAAGUUCCUAAAUGCAGUGGCCACAGACAUUGUGCAUCUGCACAGCCAACGGUUGGAGGCGUAUCGUGGCAACUUUGAGAGCUUCUUGAAAAUCAAGGAAGAACGCUUGAAGAAUCAGCAGCGGGAAUACGAGGCUCAGCACCAGUAUCGGGAACACAUACAGGUUUUCAUUGAUCGGUUUCGGUACAAUGCUAACCGGGCUUCUCAAGUGCAGAGUAAACUCAAACUGCUGGAGAAACUGCCAGAUCUAAAACCUUUAGAAAAGGAGUCAGAGGUGGUAUUAAAGUUUCCUGAUGGCUUUGAGAAGUUUUCUCCCCCAAUCCUGCAGUUGGAUGAAAUUGAUUUCUGGUAUUCUUCAGACAAGCCAAUAUUCAAGAAUCUUUCUGUGUCUGCAGACCUAGAGUCUCGAAUCUGUGUGGUGGGAGAGAAUGGAGCAGGAAAAUCCACUAUGUUGAAGCUGUUGAUGGGAGAGCUGUCUACUGUGAAUGGGAUCCGAAAUGCACACAGGAACCUUAAGAUUGGUUACUUCAGUCAACAUCAUGUGGAUCAGCUGGACCUUAACGUUAAUUCUGUGGAACUACUUGCAAAACGCUUCCCAGGUAAAACUGAGGAGGAAUACCGCCACCAGCUUGGCAGCUAUGGGAUUUCUGGUGAACUUGCAGUGAGGCCUGUUGUCAGUCUUUCUGGAGGCCAAAAGAGUCGUGUUGCUUUUGCUCAGAUGACCAUGCCAUGUCCCAACUUUUACAUUCUGGAUGAACCCACGAAUCACUUAGAUAUGGAGACCAUUGAAGCUUUGGGCCAAGCACUGAAUAAAUUCCGGGGAGGAGUGAUCCUAGUUUCUCACGACGAGCGGUUUAUCCGACUUGUUUGUCGGGAGCUAUGGGUCUGUGAAAAUGGCGGAGUGACUCGAAUGGAGGGAGGUUUCGAUGAAUACCGGGACAUCUUGCAGGAACAGUUCCGCAAAGAGGGCUUCCUAUAAUUGAACUCUACAAGAGUUUGGCAAUGCUCUUGUGUUUUUCCCCAGCUUCGUGGGUGUCCUGUGCAUACUGACUGUCACAAAUUGGGGAGCAAGAAUUCUGACCUUUAAACAAGCGGGUGUUCUGCAAAGAUAUGCUCCAGGAGCCUGCAGCUAAGACUGAUAGGUUUGAGAGCUGAGGAAUGAUAUUUAUUAUCCAAGCAGUAAAGACUGAGCAGUGAUAGGAUUUGUUUAUGUGAAAUUAUGUUAUGCUGCACAUUACCAUAUUUAACCAAUUCAUUUCUUUUAUGCCCUCCUGAGACUUACUGCAAAUCCAAUCCUAAAUUACAUACUUUGCUGUUUAUUUAAUAUGUAAAUCAAAGUUGAUGCUGCUCAUUAACAAAUGCUGUUCAUUUUAUACUGCAGAUCUAUUGAUUAAUGAGGAUUUUAACUUAAUGGUUCUGCUUUCUAUCACCCCACUGUGCCAUGUACAUCUUGUGUAAUAUAAGUAGUAGAAUCGUUUGUCUAUGAUUUUAUUAUUUGUUACUGUCAGGACAUCCCAGCUCACAGAUUAUGCUGGCAUUAAGCCAGUAGGCAAGGGCUUAGGGUCCUUGUUGAUAAGUUAAUGGUUAGUGGACAACAUUUUCUCUUAUGUAUAAAUGAAACACACUUGAGUCCUCCAGCCUUUACAUACAGUAUAGUAGGUGUGCAGUCGCUUACUAUGUUCCAUACAGAGAAUAUUUUAUGUUCUUUAUUUGCCACAAUUCUAGCGAUUUAGCUAGGUAAAGCCUGAUAAAAUGAUGCCAGUUCUCAUAGUAGUGUGCAGUCAACAUCUUGCUCAGUGUAAACAGCUAUCUCUCGCUUCCUGUUAAGUUAUUAGGGGUGCCAGGAGAUGUGAAACUACCAAGGUGUAAAUAAAGAGCAAAAUGACCAUA
Molecule: messenger RNA, 3209 nt
Organism: Pseudophryne corroboree (corroboree frog)
Lineage: Eukaryota; Metazoa; Chordata; Amphibia; Anura; Myobatrachidae
Product: ATP-binding cassette sub-family F member 3-like
Exons: 21
Coding region: 40-2298 (752 amino acids)
Molecular function (GO): ATP binding; ATP hydrolysis activity
Source: RefSeq, a predicted model, not a curated record